CGCCUCCCUUCCGGCGGUCCGCUGCUCCGGCGGCUUCCGCACCCGCGCCCGCUGCGUUCCGGGAUCCCGCCCGCCUGCCCCGCCCCUCCGCCGCCGCCGCCGCCGCCUCCCCCGCCCGGCGUCAUGGCCGCUGCGGCCGGGGACGGCACGGUAAAGCCGCUGCAGAGCGCCAUGAAGCUGGCCAACGGGGCCAUCGAGUUGGACGCCGGCAACCGGCCCCGGGAGGCAUACACGGAAUACCUGAGGAGCAUCCACUAUAUCUCCCAGGUGCUACUGGAAGAAGUGGAAACCACUAAAGAAGCUGGGGAAACCAUGCCCCCCGAUACCUCCAAGAUGCUGAAGCUAGCACAGCAGUGUCUGGAGAGGGCCCAGUCGACAGCCGCCAAGCUUGGGAAAACAUGCCUGAAGCCAGCCAUGCCUGCGGCUGCUCCCAACCCCCAACCUGCCGGCCGACACCGACGUGUAUAUUCAGACGAAGGAGGGAAGCUCUCUCCUUUUCUUCCGCCCGAGAUCUUCCAGAAGCUUCAGGGGGCAGAGUCACAAAGCUCUAAGAAAGAGCUGACGCCGUUGGAGGAAGCCUCCCUGCAGAAUCAGAAGCUGAAGGCUGCGUAUGAGGCCCGGAUGGCCCGGCUAGACCCCAGCCAGGCUAUGCAGAAGACAUCCCUGACCCUCUCUCUACAGCGGCAGAUGAUGGAGAACCUGGUGAUCGCCAAAGCGCGGGAGGAGACACUCCAGAGGAAGAUGGAGGAGCGCCGGUUGCGGCUCCAGGAGGCCGCCAACAGGAGGUUUUGCAGCCAGGUUGCCCUGACACCGGAGGAGCGGGAGCAGCGGGCACUUUACGCAGCCAUCCUGGAGUACGAGCAGGACCACGACUGGCCGAAGCACUGGAAGGCCAAGCUCAAGAGAAGCCCGGGGGACCUGUCGCUGGUGACCAGCCUGCUGUCACACCUGCUCAGCCUCCCUGACCACCCGAUUGCGCAGCUCCUGAGGCGGCUGCAGUGCGCGGUGUACAGCACCCUGUACCCCGCGGUGAGCAGGGCGGCCGCACCAGCCCCGGGCUGCUGUCCCCCGACCCCCAACCCUGGAAGCCGGCGGCUGCGGCCCUCGCAGAGCCUCCACUGCAUGCUGUCCCCGAGCGAGCCCAGCACGGCCCCGCAGCCCCAGGACAGCCCCCCCACGCCCUCACUCCACCCCCGCCCCGUGGGGCCUCCCUCACCUGUGGGGGACAUCACGUCUGGCCUGCCGGACAAGGACAGCUCAUUUGAGGACCUGGAGCAGUUUCUGAGGACGUCUGAGCCGCAGGGCCGGGGCCGGGGCCAUGGGGGGCAGCCCGAGCCGCAGCUGCAGCAGCUGAAGAGCGCGGUGGAGGACAUCCAUAAUGCCAUCGCAGACAGGCUGCUCUCGCUGACCCUUCUGGCCUUCGAAGGCCUCAACACAGCUGCCUCCAAGGACCGCUGCCUAGCGUGCAUAGAGGAGCCCUUCUUCUCCCCGCUGUGGCCUCUGCUGCUGGCCCUGUACAGGAGUGUGCACCGAGCCCGGGAGGCCGCUCUGAGCAGGAGCAUGGAGCUCUACAGGAAUGCACCCCCCACCGCCAUCGGCAUCCCCACCAAGCUCCUCCCCAAGGACCCGGAGGCCAAGGGGACCUACCCCUACUGCGCUGCGGCCCAGGAGCUUGGACUGCUGAUCCUGGAGAGCUGCCCCCAAAAGAAGCUGGAGUGCAUAGUUCGGACCCUGCGGGUCAUCUGUGUCUGCGCAGAAGACUACUGCCCCACCUCGGAGACCACGUCGCAGGCUGGACUGCCGCCCAUCGCUGCAGCAGCCAUCGGUGCUGACGACCUGCUGCCCAUCCUCUCCUUCGUGGUGCUGAGGAGCGGCCUCCCUCAGCUGGUGUCGGAGUGCGCGGCCCUGGAGGAGUUCAUCCACGAGGGGUACCUGAUUGGAGAGGAGGGUUACUGCCUGACAUCACUGCAGAGUGCCCUGAGCUAUGUGGAGCUGCUGCCCCGGGGAGGCCUGGCCAAGCGGUAGAGCCAGACCCAGGGCUCUGGCAGGGCCUGGCCUUGCCUCCCAGGGCCGUACCUCCUGCACCUAGAGCCACGGGGCCUACCGAGGACAGCCCUGGAGCCCCACACUGCUCUGCACACGGCGCGAGGGCGCGGGGGAGCUGGUCCAUGCUGUGUGCUCUCCAGCUCUUGCCCCUUCCUCGCCCUACAUCUAACCCUGGAGCUUGGGGUUGGCACCUCUGCCCCAACAGGAUGGGUCUGAAGCAGCUCCAGGAGGAACCCAGCCCUGCUCUCCUGUGCAGGCGUCACAGGCUCUGAGAAGGGAAGCCGCAGGCUCCAGUGGGUGCAGGCUCAGCCUUGAGCGUCUGGCUGGGUCCUGCUCUGCCCUUCACUGGGGCAGCUCCUGGGAGGAAUCAGGAAAGACGGCGCCAUGAGCCAGCCAGCAGUGGAGGCAGCAGUCCAGUUUCUCUUCCCUCCGGCCCCUAGAAAGGGGAGUUGUAACCCCAUGAAGCAGCUUCUUGUCUGAGUCAGGAGCAAGGGCUGGUGGGGCCUGAGGCGCAGCUGGUAUGAGGCUGAUUGGCAGGGUCAUCCCUGGGGGGGUCUGGGACUCUCGGCCCAGGACAUUCCCUGCCCUUGCUCACCCUGGCAGUGGGCAGUGAACAUUCCGGGACUCCUGGCCAACUCCCACCCUGGGCAUCUUCUCCAGGUCUGUG
Cebus imitator (Panamanian white-faced capuchin) is the source of this 2713-nucleotide messenger RNA. RefSeq names its product VPS9 domain containing 1 (gene VPS9D1). Gene Ontology annotation, biological process: vesicle-mediated transport. The coding region runs from base 124 to 2025 and encodes 633 amino acids. Gene Ontology annotation, cellular component: endocytic vesicle; cytosol. The transcript is spliced from 15 exons. The record is from RefSeq and is a predicted model, not a curated record. Gene Ontology annotation, molecular function: small GTPase binding; guanyl-nucleotide exchange factor activity. NCBI's taxonomy places the organism in Eukaryota, Metazoa, Chordata, Mammalia, Primates, Cebidae.